Messenger RNA from Camellia sinensis, 1978 nucleotides. It is a transcript of the gene PHT4;1, whose product is annotated as phosphate transporter 4;1. Gene Ontology annotation, biological process: transmembrane transport. Lineage: Eukaryota; Viridiplantae; Streptophyta; Magnoliopsida; Ericales; Theaceae. The record is from RefSeq and is a predicted model, not a curated record. Gene Ontology annotation, molecular function: transmembrane transporter activity.
UUUUUAUUUUCCUUCCGCCCCCCACAAAACUCCAAUUUCUUCAACAAAAAUCUACUCUCUGAAAAAAGCCAUGAACGCCAGAGCUCUUCUCAUCUGUUUCCCCUCAGAUUUCCACUCAUCUCCCAAACACAACUUUCCUCCCGACAUUUUCAUUCCGAGAAAAUCGCAAUUUCGUCUUCAUUUUCGGUUUCGGUUUCGGUUUCAUGUCUCGCGUGGAAUUUCGGUAACGAAGAAAGGUUUGGUUCGGAGGAGGGGAAUUGGGAAAGUAUGGGCUGAAGUGAAGUCGGAGCAGUACGACGUCGCUGACUCUGUCCCCGAAGCGGUCAAGUUCAAGGACUCUCUCAGCGACGUCGUUUUGGACGAUUUGGAUGAUGCUGCUGCUGCUGCGGUUUCCUGGAGGGAAGAGUUCCCCAAGCGUUGGGUGAUUGUAAUCCUCUGCUUCUCCGCAUUUCUACUCUGCAAUAUGGAUAGAGUAAACAUGAGCAUUGCCAUACUUCCGAUGUCCCAAGAGUACAACUGGAAUCCAGCAACUGUUGGUUUGAUACAAUCUUCUUUUUUUCUGGCGGUUACCUUCAUUACUCAGGUUGCUGGAGGUAUUUGGGCAGACAAAGUUGGUGGAAAGCUUGUUUUGGGAUUUGGCGUGGUAUGGUGGUCUAUUGCCACGGCUCUAACACCCAUUGCUGCGAGGGUUGGUUUGCCUUUCUUGCUUGUGGUUCGUGCCUUCAUGGGAAUUGGUGAGGGUGUUGCCAUGCCAGCAAUGAAUAAUCUCCUAUCAAAGUGGGUUCCUGUAGCUGAGAGGAGUAGAUCGUUGGCCCUGGUAUAUAGUGGAAUGUACCUUGGAUCUGUGACUGGUCUAGCAUUUUCACCAUUAUUAAUACAUAAUUAUGGGUGGCCAUCUGUCUUUUACUCCUUUGGUUCUCUUGGAUCAGUUUGGGUUGCUGUAUGGCUCACUAAGGCAUACAGUUCACCUCUUGAUGAUCCCCAACUGCGGCCUGAAGAAAAGAAGUUAAUCCUUAAAAACAGCAUAUCAAAGGAGCCUGUCAAAUCAAUACCUUGGAGAUUAAUCUUGUCAAAAGCACCUGUGUGGGCAUUAAUAGUGUCUCACUUCUGUCACAAUUGGGGAACAUUCAUUCUUCUAACAUGGAUGCCUACAUACUAUAACCAGGUCUUGAAGCUCAAUAUUACGGAGUCUGGGCUCUUCUGUGUAUUGCCCUGGCUUACAAUGGCAUUUUCUGCAAAUCUGGGAGGAUGGAUUGCAGAUACACUAGUGAGCAAAGGUGUAUCUGUGACCAAGGUUCGAAAGAUCAUGCAGACUAUUGGAUUUCUUGGCCCUGCUUUUUUUCUGACUCAGUUGAGCCAUGUUAAUUCUCCUGCAAUGGCCAUUUUGUGCAUGUCGUGCAGCCAGGGGACCGAUGCAUUCUCUCAGUCUGGUUUGUAUUCAAACCAUCAAGAUAUCGCCCCUCGAUAUUCCGGGGUAUUGCUUGGUCUAUCCAAUACUGCUGGAGUGCUGGCAGGUGUUUUUGGAACUGCAGCAACUGGUUACAUUUUGCAACACGGUUCUUGGGAUGAUGUCUUCAAGGUUUCAGUUGGACUCUACUUGGUUGGAACCGUGGUUUGGAAUCUUUUCUCAACCGGUGAGAAAAUAGUGGAUUAAGUCUCAUGAAUAGGUCAUUAGGAUGCGAAGAUUCAGGCUUCACAUGGCCCGAGCCAAAAAUGGAGAGAAACAACCGGAGGAAUUGAUAGAAGUAAACUCGGUUAAAUUGUUGUUUGGCUGAAAAUUUUUGAACGCCAAGCAAAGAGUUCGGAAACAUAAUUAUGAGAAGGCCAUGGCCAUGUUGCCGUUGCUCCUGCACCAUCUCAAUGAGGAGAGAGUAAAUAUGCAAAAAUAACAUUGACACAGCUUAUACAUGUAUGUAUUGAUAAAAACCAACACAUCAAUUUGUGAUCAUUAGUGUAACAUCUUUUCCAUUUUGUAGUU